Messenger RNA from Cynoglossus semilaevis (tongue sole), 1469 nucleotides. RefSeq names its product retinol dehydrogenase 8a (gene rdh8a). The coding region runs from base 427 to 1380 and encodes 317 amino acids. Gene Ontology annotation, biological process: retinol metabolic process; estrogen biosynthetic process. The record is from RefSeq and is a predicted model, not a curated record. The transcript is spliced from 6 exons. Lineage: Eukaryota; Metazoa; Chordata; Actinopteri; Pleuronectiformes; Cynoglossidae. Gene Ontology annotation, cellular component: cytoplasm; cytosol. Gene Ontology annotation, molecular function: estradiol 17-beta-dehydrogenase [NAD(P)+] activity; all-trans-retinol dehydrogenase (NAD+) activity.
GAUCAAGAGUCACAGCAAGCUCAAAAAUCAAUCGGAAAUAAGCACUGCCCCCAACAUUGAAACGCUGUCACACACGUAUACACAAAGGGCGAGACCAGGAGCACACGUUUAUAAAGCGAAUUAACGUGAGAUUCGUGGGGCCGGAGGCUCCAAACCAGGUUUAAAAACUCUCGGGGGGGUUGGUUGGUGGGUUAUUCCAACGUCUUUAAAUUCGUCUGCUGAUUUGUUGUUUUUUUUUUUUUUAUCGAGCAUGUGACUGAGACGCUCACAUGGCUCUGGUCGCUGCUGCUGUAGCGGUUGCAUGAUCAGCUUUACAGUGUGUUGGGUUUUUUUUUUUUUUUUUAAGUCCGGUGAUCGGUGUGCUCCCUCAUCAGCCACGCAGCCACGGAACACGGCGCUGAGAGCAGAGAGAAAGGCGGACAGAUCAUGGCGUGCAGCGGGCAGAAAGUUGUCCUCAUCACCGGCUGCUCCUCCGGCAUCGGCUUACGAAUUGCAGUCACUUUGGCCAAAGAUGAGAAGAUGCGGUACAAGGUUAUUGCCACCAUGCGUGACCUGAAGAAGAAGGACAAGCUGGUAGAAGCAGCCGGGGAUUCCUUUGGCAAAACGUUGACGCUGCUUCCUCUUGACGUGUGCAGUGACGAGUCAGUUAAACAGUGCAUCAACAAUGUGAAAGACCGCCACAUCGACAUCCUGAUCAACAACGCUGGAGUGGGCCUCCUCGGACCAGUAGAAAGUAUCAGCAUCGAGGAGAUGAAACAAGUCUUUGAGACUAACUUCUUUGGCGUCGUCCGCAUGAUCAAAGAGGUGAUGCCGGACAUGAAAAAGAGACGUUCGGGACAGAUUAUAGUCAUGAGCAGCGUCAUGGGCCUACAAGGAGUGGUGUUCAACGACGUCUACACCGCCUCUAAGUUUGCCAUGGAGGGAUUCUGUGAGAGCAUGGCAGUGCAGCUGAUGAAGUUCAAUAUCCGGUUGUCCAUGAUCGAGCCCGGUCCCGUGCACACAGAGUUUGAGACCAAGAUGAUGGAGGAUGUGGCCAAGAUGGAGUAUCCAGGCGUGGACACGGACACAGUUCACUAUUUCAAAGAUGUUUACCUGCCGUCUUCCAUCGAUAUUUUUCAAGCCAUGGGCCAGACACCUGAAGACAUAGCUAGAUACACUAAAAAGGUAAUUGAGUCAAGCAACCCUCGCUUUAGGAAUCUGACCAACAGCCUCUACACGCCGAUCGUGGCCUUAAAGUACGCCGAUGAGACCGGUGGCCUGUCUGUCAACACCUUCUACAACCUGCUCUUUAAUUUCGGCCCACUUAUGCGGGUCACUAUGAGCAUCCUCAAGUGCCUGACGUGCAGCUGCCUGCGCAGACGCACGAUCUCGCCAAACUGAGGAGGACCAGACCCGGCUUCGUCGUCCUCUGCAGUUCUUUUACGGUCAUCCUCCUUUAACCCGCCUCACCACGACUACAGUAUUUCAUG